AAUGCGGGGCACUUGUACGGGUGGUCAGGGAGGAGGGACAGCCUCAAUAUUCAAAUCACCCCCGUUCCCGGAAAUUCAGGCCGCCGCAAGAGUCCAAGCCUUCAUUUCAUUUCAGCCCCAGCCGUUCUCUCUCGAUGACCCACAAACCACCAGACUUGGCAUAGUGUCUCUGGGAUGUCCGAGCACGUCCCCCCCGCCCAGCCGCGAUCCUCCAGGACAUCUGCUGAGAACAUCAGCACUGGAAUGGCCAUAGUUGGAAUAAUGUUACUUCUAAGAAGUGUUCGACUGACAUCAAAAUUCACGAGUUCUUCAGGUAUUCCAGCAGAAUUUAUAAAAAGGAAUGUUAAGCUACGUGGACGAUUACACCGAGUAACAGAGAAUGGCUUAGAAAUUGAACAUAUUCCCAUUACUUUUCCUAUUAUAUCUUCAUGGAGAAAUGAGCCACAUGGUGUUUUGCUGGUUAGGUUGGCCGGAGUAGAACUCACUGAAACUGGUAAGGUAUGGUUACAAAACGAGUUAAAACCUUCCCAACUGCUGUGGUUCCAACUUCUUGGAAAAGAGAACUCAACACUCUUUUGCUACCUUUUAGUGAAAAAGGGUAAAUAUUUUAAUGUGAAUCUGAAUGAAGAAAUUUUGAGAAGAGGCCUUGGCAAAACUGUUCUUGUUAAAGGGCUAAAUUAUGAUUCUAAAAUCUACUGGACAAUUCACAGAAAGUUACUUAGAGCUGAAUUAACAGCCUUAAAAAAAGGAGAAGGAAUAUGGAAGGAAGAAUCUGAAAAAACAAGUUAUUUGCAAAAAUUCAAAGGUAUCUGGAAAGAAAUGUUGAAAAAAGACAGUUAUUUAAUAAAAACUGGAUCAGAUUUCAACUUGAAUAAAGAAAGGUAUUAUGACAAAUGUAAAAGGAUCUACAAAACAUUGAUAGACAACUUGAAUAACUACUCCUUAAUAUUGAAAUUCAGAGAACUUAAGAGUCGCAUACACUUUCGUAGAAAAGGGUAAAAUGUUCUGAGGUCUGGAGGUGGCCUAGUCUGAAAAGAAUCAAGUAUUUAAAUAUAUGGAUAUUUUUUGUUGAGUCAGAAUGGAAAUUUCCUCAGAUGAUCAAAGUUGUAUUCUAAUGAUUUUUAAAUAUUUAAAAGAUGAUUAUUAUAAAUGUAACAUAAGCAUUUACUUAAACAUAUUGUGGUUAAUGUAAAUUUUCUAUGCUUUUAGGAAAAAAAUGAGAUAGUAUAAAAGUUACCAUGUUGAAGGACUUAUAUAUGUACUUCUGAUGUUUUGAACAGAGAGUAUAACUAUUGGCCAUUAUGUUAUUUUAGUUAUUUUGGGCAGUCAUGUUAUUUUUUGUUUACAGAGUUUUUGUCUUUUUUUUUUUCAGUUAUAUUAAGUUUGAGUAUUUAUAAUAAAGGUGCUCUUUAUACUUCAUGUCUGAGGCCACACCUCUCUUAACUGCUUCUUGCUUGUGAAUUUGAGGCAAUGCUGUCAGAGAAGGGCACUUUGACAUUCUUAGUGAUAAAGUAUGGCUAAUUUUUUCUAUUGUUAGCAAAGGGCAGGUGAGGAAAGAAUGAAAGAAAGCAGAGACACUGAGAUGUUUGUGUAGUAUGAAAUUGCUGACUUCUCUUAAAUCUCAAACUGGUAUCAUUCUAGGUUUAUAUAUAUAUAUAUACAGUGAGAGAGAGAGAGAUGCAUAAUUUUUCUAUAUAUGGAAGCAAAAUUAUAAAAAACAUAUCCUUUAUUUUUAUUAAAAAUAAGAUAUCUGAAACAUAGUUUGUUGUUUUAGAAAUCUUUGGGUUUGUGGGAAACACUGAGUUCAUUUCUUACGUAAUGACUGUUGCACAAAUAGGCAUUGAACAAUUUGUUGAAAGAAUGGAUGAAUACUCUGAUUUACUUUUGUAACCGAGAGUUAAGAAUUAACAAAUGAUUAUGAUUCCUGAAUCAUUACAUAGACUUGUUUCCCUCUAGUAUAUUGCAGAAUAGCCAACAGUUAAUACCUGAAAUUACUGAAACUCCCUGAACUAGUCUUAGCCCUGUUUAUACUUACUAGUGUGAUGGUUAUUCUAGCCUAGUCUCAGUCCUGUUUAUACUUAUAUUGUGUUGGUUAUUCUAGCCUAGUCCCAGCCCUUGUUUAUACUUGCUAUGGUAAGUAUGGUAACCACUCCACCUUCUCUUGUUUGGAUCCAUAAAACCCCUAAACUCCUUAGACUCAGGGAGACAGAUUUUUAGGCCUCUAGGCCAUCUGAUCUCCUGUUUCACAUUAGCAGUAAACUCUUUUUGAAACCUGGGUGGCAUGGAUUGGCUGUUAAGCGCCCUGGGCAGAGAACCCUGCUUUUGUAAGGUAACAUUUUAAUUUUCCAGUUGUUUACUGUCGGAAAUAAAGCGGUACCUGUAAGGGAAUAAAUGCUCACUCGGUUCUGGAGGAGAAAAAAAUUUAUUUACGAUCUUGC
Molecule: messenger RNA, 2438 nt
Organism: Choloepus didactylus (southern two-toed sloth)
Lineage: Eukaryota; Metazoa; Chordata; Mammalia; Pilosa; Megalonychidae
Gene: MISO1
Product: chromosome 1 C3orf33 homolog
Exons: 5
Coding region: 175-999 (274 amino acids)
Source: RefSeq, a predicted model, not a curated record